GUUUGAAUUCUUCGUGCUCGCACACGCAAAACAUAAAUCGCGCGAAAAAUAAAGUUGUAUAUAUAAAAAAGAGAAAUACAGAAGAGAGAAGAGUUGAUCAAAGAACGGAAAGAUCAGAAACGUGCAAUCACAAUUCGAAUUCCAAUUAGUGAUCAACCGCAGCAUUCAUUCCAAUACAUUCAUUCUAAAUUUAAAAAAAACAGCAAACCGUCACCACUAUGUUCUGUUUAGCAAAAAUGAAAAUAAGAAGUAUUAUAGCUCUAUUCAUUAUAGGUUAUAUGAUUGUACUUAUGCGUAAGGCAAUGAUGACCACCGAAACAGAAGAUCCAGUCAUUAUAUGGUGGACACCAUUCGUAAUCAAGGACAGAAUUAUCGAAUGUAACGAUGUAUUCAAAUGCUUCGUGACAUCUAACCGUGAUCAUGUCCACAAUCCCAAAACGAAAUUUUUGAUGUUCUAUGGGAGUAAAUUCGAUUUGCACAAUUUACCGGACAACAGGGACCAACCGUGGGCGAUAUUUCACGAAGAAUCGCCAAAAAAUCUUGCCCUAUUUAUGGACAAACGCGUGCAGAAUCUAUUCGCAAUCACAUCGACGUUCAGUAGAUUCAGUUCGUUUCCUCUGCCUCUGCAGUAUUUGAAAGAAGUGUCCCUACUAAUGUCCAAGCAAUAUCACAAGAAGACCUCCUUGAAAAACGCGAUGCUUACAGAAUUGGCUCCAGUAUUUUACCUGCAUUCCGAUUGCGACACCCCGAGCGGAAGAGAUAUAAUCGUUAAAGAGCUAAUGAAGUACAUCAAGGUGGAUUCGUACGGACCUUGUUUGAACAACAAGAAGUUACCAGCAAAAUUCCAUUUAAACGGGACUUAUAACUUAUACGAACCAGAAUUUAUGCAUUUUGUAUCGCGCUACAAGUUCGUAUUGGCUAUCGAGAAUGCUCAAUGUUUUGAUUACAUCACGGAAAAGUUAUGGAGGCCGCUAAUCGCUGGAUCAGUACCGAUUUACUUGGGAUCAUCUACAGUCAAUGAUUGGCUUCCCAACAAUCAUUCCAUUAUACACAUGAGGGAUUUUCCAGACUUAAAAGAUUUGGCUAAGUUUAUACUGAAGCUUAACCAGAACGAUAAACUUUACGACAAAUAUCUAGAGCACAAAACUCAUAACAAAGUCACGAAUUUAAACUUAAUGAGAACGCUUUCUCGAGGAGUCUACGGAUACGAGAAGUACGGUGAAGAGUAUGGAGUUAGUUCGUUCGAAUGUUAUGUAUGCGAGAAUGCUCACACCGACGACUAUAAAAGAUUGAAUAAAAGCAAAGAAUCAGUUUACGAUUGUGAGGAUCCACAUGAAAAGAGUGAUUGGCAUCAAAUGUGGUCGAUGGGCAGAGAAGAGGCCGAUGCGCUAGUCAAUCGAUAUAUACCUUAAUUAUAUCGUUGAAUAUGUGUAAGAUGCACUGCCUACGAACAAAACCUGUUAAUAAAUAAUUAAAUAAAUAUAUACAUGUAUAUAUUUAUUUACUUAUUUAA
Molecule: messenger RNA, 1513 nt
Organism: Nicrophorus vespilloides
Lineage: Eukaryota; Metazoa; Arthropoda; Insecta; Coleoptera; Silphidae
Product: alpha-(1,3)-fucosyltransferase 10
Exons: 5
Coding region: 219-1412 (397 amino acids)
Cellular component (GO): membrane
Molecular function (GO): alpha-(1->3)-fucosyltransferase activity
Source: RefSeq, a predicted model, not a curated record